This is a messenger RNA of Labrus bergylta (ballan wrasse), 1579 nucleotides long. It is a transcript of the gene rtn4ip1, whose product is annotated as reticulon 4 interacting protein 1. The record is from RefSeq and is a predicted model, not a curated record. Gene Ontology annotation, cellular component: mitochondrion. Gene Ontology annotation, molecular function: oxidoreductase activity. NCBI's taxonomy places the organism in Eukaryota, Metazoa, Chordata, Actinopteri, Labriformes, Labridae.
GGCGCCGGUCCAGGAAGUGGCAUGCGAAGGAAGAGGACAGGGAUUCAAAAAUGUCCUCAAUUCGGGAAAUAUUGCGGUUAAUUAUAUAAAUGCUUAGACGUGGUUGUAUAAGAAGGACAUGUCUCCAAUUAGAGGUUGUUCUGGCUUUUAAAUAAUUAAAAUAAGUGAAUAAUUUCGCUCUUAUGUUUCUGGUUCGCGUGUAACAGGGACUGUUUAUCUCUGCUGAAAUACAGCUGAUCCUUUUGACUUUAUUGAAGCACUAAGGAGUUGUAAGAUGAGUUGUGUUGGUCACUUCAUGUACAGUAGGUGUUUGUUUCACCUCAGUAAAGUGAAAACAUCGGUGCCCUGGAGAGGCAGCCAAAAAAGACUGUUUAGCUCUACAGAAACCUGCAGGACUGUCAUGCCUGCCUGGGUUAUAGAUAAAUAUGGAGGCAAUGAUGUGCUAAGAUUCACUAAAAAUGCCAGCUUCCCCAUAAUCAACUACCCCAAUGAGGUCAUAGUCAAAGUGUCUGCAGCAGGACUGAACCCACUGGACGUCAGCAUGAGAGGUGGUUAUGGCGCUGCGACACUGACUAUGAAGAGAGACCCUCUGAACAUCAAACAGUCCGGCAGUGAGUUUCCUCUCAUCCUGGGUCGGGACGUUUCUGGGGUCAUCAUGGAGUGUGGCCUGGAUGUGAAGUACUUCAGAGAAAGGGAUGAGGUGUGGGCUGCUAUUCCACCGUGGAAGCAGGGCAGCCUGUCGGAGUUUGUGGUGCUGAGUGCUAACGAGGUGUCCCUCAAACCACAGUCUCUGAGCCAUACCGAGGCAGCCUCCAUCCCCUACGUGGCCACCACCGCCUGGUCCGCACUCGUUAACACCGGCGGGCUCAGCAAGGACAACUGUGCCAAGAAACGGAUUCUGAUCCUCGGAGGAUCCGGGGGAGUGGGAACAUUUGCUAUACAGAUGCUGAAGGCCUGGGGAGCCCAUUUAACUGUUACCUGCUCCCAGAAUGCCGAGCGGUUCGUUCGGGGCCUAGGGGCGGACCAUGUGGUGGAUUACACUGCUGGACCUGUGGAGGAGCCGCUCAGAGCUCUAGAGAAAUUCGACCUGAUCCUGGAUAACGUCGGCGGGGACACGGAGCGCUGGGCGCUGAAUCUGCUGAAGCCGUGGAGCGGAGCCAAAUAUGUCACCCUUGUUACACCGUUCCUGCAGAACACAGACAUGCUGGGCAUCGCUGACGGCAUGCUGCAGACUGCUGCAACUAUGGCCACCAAAGCUGUCAAGCACCUCGUCAGAGGAGUUCACUACCGCUGGGGAUUCUUUGCACCCAGCGGUCCUGCACUGGAUGAAAUAAGGGCGAUGGUGGAUGCAGGACAGAUCCGGGCUGUGCUGGAUGAGACCUUCAGCUUCUCGCAGGUCCCUCAGGCCUUGGAGAAAGUGGAGAAGGGUCACGCUCGAAAGACUGUGGUCCAGAUCAGCAAAGGAGGAGGCGACUUAUAGCACUGACUCUAUGAGAGACAUUUUUGAAAUGAACUCAAUGAAACAAAGACUAGAAUUUAAAGGUAUGCGGUUUGGAAACAAAGUACAAAUUUACUAUAA